CCAUGCGUGGUGCGAAAUCUAAACCGCGGCCUUCUGGCAGCCGCGCAUUUUCCUUGGCACCGUGACCGCCUCCGACCCCGGCUUCGCAUUGCAACCCUCGGCCCCGUCAGCUCGAGUUGCGGGGAGACCCCUCGCUCAUGCCCGCAGACCCACACGAUGUCCAACUCGCUGCGCCAUGAAGUGAUACAGCUCUACAAACAGCUGCUGUACCUGGGGCGCGAGUACCCCAAGGGUGCCGCCUACUUCCGCGACCGCCUCAAGCGCUCGUUCCAGCGCAACGCGGACGAGCGCGACCCGGAGAAGAUCCGCGCGCUGCUGGAGCGCGGCCGCUACGUGGGGCGCGAGCUCGAGGCGCUCUACCACGUGCGCAAGUACCGCGCCCUCAAGCGCCGAUACUACUACGACGACACCAGAGCCGGCGGCGUCGGCGGUACCGGGGGCCGUGGCACCAGCGAUCAGGACUGACGGCGCUCGACCGAUUGGUGGUCGCCGGUGGUGUUCGGCGGGAGGGGAUCGGGGUUCGGUGGUUCGGUGGUUCGGCAGAAGCGUUUGGAGUUGCGUGGGUUUGAUUCCCGGCGAUCGUUUGGGAUUAGGUGGCAGAGACAAUGUUGUGGACGUGGUGACUUGAUAUGGACACUGUACGCACCUGAUCCUUGUCGGACAUUCACCACUCGCCUGACCCUCGCCAGCCACCAGUUCAUACAAUAGUGGGACGUCCGUUGAAAUUCAAUCGAUAAGCAGCGCUACGGCCAGUAACCACAGUUUUUGGGUAAGAGGUCAGAUAUUUGUGUAAUUCUGACCUUGUUUCCUUAAACUGCAUAAACAUAAACAUCACAAGAUUUUUAAUGCCACCUUCACGUUAUAGGUGGAGCGGUUUAUGAUGACAUAUCCCGAAAAACAUAUGUACAUGUAAAUAGUAUGCAUGUAUGUUGAACUUAUUUUGCGCCGUACGUAGCCAACCGUGUUAAACGGACGUGCGGGGUAAGGACAACAAACUAAACAGACAAAAAGUGACUUUUAUAAAAAUAUACUCUUGUGAGUUGGAUCGCACAGAUAGUGGACUUUUUGUCCGAUGCAUAUGACAGCAUCUUCAGAUGGGAUUGCAUUUUACUUUAUAAGCCCAACGUGUGAAUGGGGUGUUAAACCCUUGUUGCCACGGUGGAUCCUCUUUACGAAUUGGCAAAAAUGUGUUAUUUGACGGAUGUCCCUGGAAAAACUUGAUGAUCCAUCUGCAUUUAAGAUCAUUUAAGUGAGCUACAUUGGAAAACUGUCAUCGACUUUUGAUAGUUUAUAUUGUAUCAUCUCCCCACAGAUGGACACAGAUGGAUCACUUUUUUCCAUUGACUUAAUCCACCUCUCAACUGACGCCAACUACUUACUGGACCAUGAGGUGGUAUGGGUUCUGGAGUUGUUCCCGGGAAACCCGAUCAAGUAAUUGAAUCACGGGAGGGAGUGAAUCGUCCCAGUUGUGCCAGCAACUUGCUCAACAAGAGACUCCAGAUUAAUCGCGUGUUUGCUGACACCAACAUUUUAAACUCCAGAUCUCAGCACCGCCACCUCAAUGCUUGACAGUGUUAACCUCCUAUCAGAGGUCGCAACCGGGUACCCGAUACCCGUACCCUGCCCGAUACCCGGCUACCCGUACCUGGCCGGGUACGGGUACAGGUACCCGUUUGCGACCCUGGUGCGGCCGGGUACGGGUAAGGAAUCAAAACCCGUUUGCGACCUCUGCCUCCGAUGCAGCCUGACCAUUUCUCCAAAUGCGUUGCGUCUUUCGAGUUGUACCGUGAAAGCCUCUCUUCUCCGGGAGGGUUACCUUCUUGAAAACGCUCGCGCAUGCAGGAUUCGCGAAUGCAGAAACCCGGUUCCAGUGGGGAAAGGAUGGGGUUGCGUUCCUGGGAUGAGUGAGCAUAGCGGGUAAAUGGCAAGUGCUUAAUAACAAUUACGACAAUACGUAAUAUGUUUUUUUUAAUUUCCUUUGAUGAUGAUCUAACAACGGGUUUGCGGUAUUCACAUUGCCAGUUAUAUCCCAGUUGGUGCCAUGAUGUUGUAACAGUAUCUCAAAGGGAUUUGUCACCGACAACAGAGGAGUGGUCACGUAUUGUCUGGGGAGACACCGCGCUAGAAUAAAACCUCUUAACGCCAGACUACAUUUUGUGGGGAGCUUUUACAGUUAUGGGGUAUGUCUGACAUACUUUAAUUGAGGACAGUAGACUCGACUUCGCGUGCUAAAUGAUGGGGAGAAUGGCCAUGGAUAAGUAAAAAUCGUGGAUAAUCCACAAUUAUCCAUCGAUGGAUGCACGUGCUCAGUGAUGAUAACACUUUCCUGCUCCCGCGCAGAAGACUCGGCCCGCUAAGUGGAUGAUAGCAGAGCCACGCCAAUCAACAUCAAUCAAACUCCGCCCCCACUGUUGUAAAGAUAUGUAACUCCUGUACUGUAGAGGAGAUCGCGUUUGAUUCACCGGAGAAAAAUGUUUGUUCGGUUUAAGCACGUGACUUGCAAUACACAUUUCCAAGAAUAACAAUGUAUCACCGUUUUUAGAUAAUUUGGGCUUAAGGGAAAAUCUAUUAGUUGUUAAUUUAUGUUAAAAUCUCAUGUGCAUGGUUAAUCCGCAAAUCGGAAAAACCGCACACAGAUUAUCGAGAGUCUAGUGUCAUUGCUAAAUCACUACAUUUCGAAAUGCUGCCAUGGUAGUUGAAACGAAGACACAAGUUUCUCGAAUUCCACCGGCUCUUCACCCCGCAGUAUAAAUGGCUACACCGCUGUUCGUCAAUUGGCAGGUCGCAACGUGGUGGCGUUAAAGCGAGGAUACUCCCAUCUCUUCCAAGACUUGUGCCCAGCGUAGUAGAGUAAGCCAAACUACCCGACCGAUCCCAGAGCGGAGGGCCUCUACCGUCACCCCGAGUGGAGAAUCUCUGCCGAGACUCCCGGUGGGGAGAGUGUUGUCUUGUCGAGUCGUGUGUACGUGACGUCGCAUGCUUCUUAAAUACAAAAUUGUAAACAAA
Molecule: messenger RNA, 3006 nt
Organism: Lethenteron reissneri (Far Eastern brook lamprey)
Lineage: Eukaryota; Metazoa; Chordata; Hyperoartia; Petromyzontiformes; Petromyzontidae
Gene: ETFRF1
Product: electron transfer flavoprotein regulatory factor 1
Biological process (GO): respiratory electron transport chain
Cellular component (GO): mitochondrion
Source: RefSeq, a predicted model, not a curated record